Vespula pensylvanica (western yellowjacket) is the source of this 3267-nucleotide messenger RNA. RefSeq names its product protein kinase C (gene Pkc98E). Bases 572 to 2788 code for a protein of 738 amino acids. The transcript is spliced from 9 exons. Lineage: Eukaryota; Metazoa; Arthropoda; Insecta; Hymenoptera; Vespidae. Gene Ontology annotation, molecular function: diacylglycerol-dependent serine/threonine kinase activity; ATP binding. The record is from RefSeq and is a predicted model, not a curated record. Gene Ontology annotation, biological process: protein phosphorylation.
AGACGGACAGACGGAUAGAGCAAACGAGAAAGAAAGAAAAAGAGAGAAAGAAAGAGAGAAAAGCUCUGAGGACGAAGACACGCAUUUUAAACGGUAUAUUUAUUUUCCACGGCAGAUCAUCUUUACCGUGUGAACAAGUAAUCGGUAUUUACAUCUCUAGCGUACUGUUAAUAAUCUCCAUCUUUCUUCUCUACGAAGAGAGAGAAAGAGAGAUACAUAUAUACACGCAUACAUACGUUGCUUUCCUUCUUUCUCUUCCUUAUUCGUUCGAGAUUCUUCGACAUUCGGGAUAUCGUCGAUUACGAGAAGACGCGCGCGAGUGUCGAUUAUUAUCCUUCCUUCGAGAGGUCGGUGAUAUUAUAACCUUGGUUCGUCGCGAGCAUCGCGACACAACAUACAAAUUGUUUCGCUCUCUUCGAUACGUCUCGAUCGAAGAGAGAUUUGACACUUCUGAUCCGAUCGAAGAGAUUUUCGCCACACUCGUCUUUUCUUCUAUUAUUAUUAUUAUUUUUCUUUUCUUAUUUUCAUCGAGGACUAUCUACAUUCUGUAACGUAUAAUAAUUUCUUCGCGAUGUUUACGGGUACGAUGAAGAUCGAAAUAUGCGAAGCCGUCGGACUCAGAGCGACCGACAAACAGAGAAAGUUUUGGCAGGACGAACCGAUACUCGAUCCUUACGUUCAACUCGACGUAGACGAGAAUCAUCUUGAUCGAUCCACAACUAAAUCCAAAACCUCCGAUCCUGUUUGGAACGAAUCGUUCACCCACGAGGUUCAGGAUGCUGUCAUGCUCGGAUUAACCGUCUUCCACGAUGCGGCCUUACCGCCUGAUUAUUUCGUUGCCAAUUGCAGCAUCCCAUUCGAGGAGCUUGUUAGCAGGAACGACAAAACUGCUGAUUUUUGGGUUGACCUCGAACCUCAAGGAAAAUUGCGAGUAAGGAUAGAUUUGAAAUGGAAUGAUUCAGAUCAUCAAACCAGUUGUCGCAGUGGGGUGGAUGGAGAAUCUAUCAGUAUCGGUAGAAGUAUCGGAAGUAUUAGUUCGGGGAAAGAACCUAGGAGGGAAUUCAAAGAAUGGCAAGGAUUCAAUCGUCGGAGAGGUGCUAUGAGGCGCCGUGUUCAUCAAGUGAAUGGUCACAAAUUUAUGGCUACGUUUUUAAGGCAACCAACAUUCUGCUCUCACUGCCGCGAGUUUAUAUGGGGCUUGGGCAAGCAGGGCUAUCAGUGUCAAGUUUGCACUUGCGUAGUUCACAAGCGAUGUCAUAAAUUGGUGAUAACAAAAUGUCCUGGAAUGAGAGACGAGGGCAAAGGAACUGGAUUGCAAUCACAUCAAGAUACAGAAAGUCCACGCUUCAGCAUAGAUGUACCACAUCGGUUCUUUGUCCGUACAUAUAAGAGGUUUACAUUCUGCGAUCAUUGCGGUUCUCUGUUAUACGGAUUAUAUAGACAAGGUUUACAAUGCGAAGCUUGUAAUAUUAAUGUUCAUAAAAGAUGCCAUAAAAAUGUCGCCAACAAUUGCGGUACAAACACAAAAGCAAUGGCAGAAAUUUUAAGUGAAAUGAAUAUUUCUCCGGAUAAGCAAAUCAAAACGCCAAGAAUUAAUUUUACAACUUGUCAACCAAGCCAAACACCUCCUACCGUUGCUGUAACCGAAACAUUAACAACAGAAGCGUCCCAGGCAGCGGUCCAAAGACAGUUGGAGGAAAGUGUAGUAGGAAUUAAGCAAAAUGCAGUGUCUGUUAGUGAAAAUGAAGUGAGAAAGUUUGGUCUAGAAGACUUUAACUUUAUCAAAGUACUUGGAAAGGGUAGCUUUGGUAAAGUUAUGUUGGUAGAACGGAAGAGUAAUCCCGACGAAGUUUACGCUGUAAAAAUAUUAAAAAAAGAUGUGAUUAUACAAGACGACGACGUCGAUUGUACGAUGACAGAAAAACGUAUUCUGACAUUAGCGGCGAAACAUCCAUUUUUGACAGCUAUUCAUAGUUGUUUCCAAACGAACGAUCGUCUCUUCUUUGUAAUGGAAUAUGUAAACGGAGGCGAUUUGAUGUUUCAUAUUCAAAAAGCUCGUAAAUUCGACGAGGCAAGGGCACGUUUUUAUGCGGCCGAGGUAACGCUAGCGUUACAAUUUCUGCACAAAUAUCACGUCAUAUAUCGUGAUCUUAAACUCGAUAAUAUUCUUCUCGAUCAAGAAGGUCAUUGUAAACUCGCAGAUUUUGGUAUGUGUAAGGAAGGAAUCGUCGAAGGUAAAACUACGACUUCGACGUUUUGUGGUACACCCGAUUAUAUAGCACCAGAGAUUUUGCAAGAGUUAGAAUAUGGUGCCAGUGUCGAUUGGUGGGCACUUGGUGUAUUAAUGUACGAGAUGAUGGCUGGCCAACCUCCUUUCGAAGCAGAUAACGAAGACGAUUUAUUUGAAUCUAUUUUACGAGAUGACGUAUUAUAUCCAAUUUGGAUAUCGAAAGAAGCGGUUUCGAUAUUAAAAGGAUUCAUGACGAAGAAUCCAGCUAAACGAUUAGGUUGCGUGACUGCUAAUGGAGGUGAAGCUGCUAUAAAGGUUCAUCCAUUUUUUCAACACAUGGAUUGGGAAGCUUUAGAAGGUCGUAGAGUUAAACCACCAAUUAAACCAAAAGUUCAGAGUAAAAAGGACGCAUUAAACUUCGAUGCCGAGUUCACAAGGGAGGAUCCUGAAUUGACACCUGAAGAUCCAGAAGUGGUCAGUUACAUCAAUCAAGAAGAGUUCCAAGGCUUCUCUUUUGUCAAUAAGGACUUUAAUCCGGCAAGAUUUGGGACACAAUAGGAGACAAGAAUUGAUCGAAAGAAACAAAACACAAGGAUGCUUUUAUCGUAAGGUUUCUUCUUCCUUUAAUUAGUUUGGUUUGUCGAGAACAAAGACAUCAAACUUUAUUAGAAUUCCUAUACGAUUGAGCAUUCUAAGAUCACACAGUAUUUCCUUUAAUAAUUUAUCUUCUUACGAAGGUAUAUCUUGUGGGGUGUCAUACGAUCAAAAAGUUAUUCAAGUUCAUGAUCGACGUGGAUCAUAGAAGGAUCAUUCCAAAUAAGAUCCUCUAAAGACGACACAUAUUGACUUACAAGAAGAUUACGUGUAUUUUGGUCUCUCGAUAUCAUCACAUUGAUUGGUAAAAGAGUCACAGGUGUUCUUCGUACUCUUUCAUUACGAAAGGUUCAAACGAGUUGGAGUUUGAUGUAUGCUUUAAAAAAGGAAGGAAAGCGAAAAGAGAGAGGAAGUGAGAGAGAGAGAGAGAGAGAGAGAGAGAG